Paramuricea clavata is the source of this 5113-nucleotide messenger RNA. The record is from the annotation of a GenBank genome assembly. Lineage: Eukaryota; Metazoa; Cnidaria; Anthozoa; Malacalcyonacea; Plexauridae.
AAUAAACUGGCAGACGAUAGUCAGCCUUCCUAACACACGCACAGAGUCUUGGUACAAUAAUGUUUUUCAUAGCAAAGCCGGGUCUGGGUUGUUCUUUUUACCGAUCCAUGCUAGUGAUCCUAACAUGUUUGUCUUGGGGAACUGUUUUGGGGAACUUCACAAACGGGAAUUGUUCAGGUUCCCAGACGAAUGCCACCACGAACGGCAUGACAAAUGGAACCGAAAAGGAAUCCCAGUCUGUAAGUAUUACCGUACGAAUUUUAUUACUAUACUCUAUAGUGAGUUUGGGAACCAAGAUGAAAGGCAGAAAACAGAAUUGAAAGGGAUACAGCUCAAUGUGAAAAAUACAAGGAGACCUUCGACGUUUCGAGCGAAGGCCCUUCGUUUCCGGCUCAUUAUUGGCACCACAAACCUCACGACAAUAGGCACAUGCACCAUGGCAUUAUAAUAUAUUGGAGCGGGUUUUUGCGGAGAAUAUUUAACUGAUACUAUCAUGAAUACUUAGCCUAACAUGUUAAUCCAAAACACGUCACAGUCCGUAUCUAUAUAUAAACAUAGUAUUUUUAUAAUUCAACCCGCACACUGCAAAAAGGAACUUGAACAUUGGUUAUACCGGCUUCGAGCCAAAGUGAACUUGCAAUGAUGCUUUUUGGCUGUAGACACGAGAUAUGUCAAUUGUUGAUUGUAGUAUUACUGUGCAUGCCGGCGUUAGCAGGUGGAAGUUCAUCUUCACCAAGUAUCAUGAAAACCGUGUCUUAGAAUCUAGUUCUAAUGCUUCUAAUGCGAGCAACGAAACAACAUCGACUUCGAAGGUAGGAUAUAUACUGUAGUAGUCAUAUUUUGUAGUCAUGCAUGGUUUUCUCCGAUCGUUUUAUUCACUAACAUGAUGGAAAAUAGAUCAUUUAUAGAUGCUUUCGCCCGUAAAAAUGGGCUUCUCGAUCGAAAAUGGCUUUGAAAGUGGUACUUUUAAAUACAGAAAUACUCCCAUGAGCGAUUUAUUAGCACAAUCACGCUCGGACUGAACACAGUGAUCAUUUAUCCUGCUCUAUACACAGUACACUGUCUAAUUAGGUUUAACCUAUCUUUCAUAUUGUAAAGUUACUCACUAACCAACCCUAUAUUACUAACGAAGAUUUUAGAUUCAACCUAAGACAAAGGUAAAAUCUUAUUCAAACAGGAACAGAUGUGUGUAGACUAAUUCAGUUAUCUGCGGUUUUCCGUCACGUAUGCGAUUAAGAUCUGCCUCCCCUGAACCAUAUUUACGACUGAUAUGUGCCAAGGUGCCUGCGGAGGAGGCAGAAUUCAGACUGUUUUCACAAUGCAAUAAGGCCAGUUUUUAUUAAAAACGGGUCUCGAAAAUACUCUUUCCCACCCUCUUUGUACUGGCUUUUUGUGGGCGUCAAACAAUACAUGCAUUAUAUUAUCAUUAUGUAGUAUUUAAAACACGAGAAGGAGUGUUUUAUCAUAUUUAAAACGCGAGACGCAGCCGAUCGUUUUAGAUAUGAUAAAACGCGAGUUCGAGUGUUUUGAAUAGCUUAAAAUACGACUACAAAAGAAUACUAAUUAGGAUGAACAAUUAUAUAACGAAUACUAAUGAAGAUAAGUUUUAUCAGAUAUAAAGUCACUCCACGUGACAUAUUAUGGCCGAUUUGCCACAAGGUUUACGAAUGUUUAAUGAGUAUUUUAAACAUAUACUAGAAGUUACUAUCGCAAGGAAAGUGCUACCUCACCCCCAAGGGAUCAAAGGCAGGGAGCAUGCGCAAUUUGCUGAAUAAGGAUUAAGAGGCAGUUUAUAUGAUCCGGCUUUGCCGGGACGAGAUAUGAGGCGGGAUGAUUUCGAUAUAUUGAAAUAAGUCACGAUGCAUGAUUCAUGAUAGAGAUGGAUUAUAGUUAACUGUCACGAAAGGUUGUUCAAAAAACUAUAAGAAUCUUCUUGAACUAUCUGAUCUUCUCUACAUUUGAGUUCGGUUAAAUUAACCAGCUUUUGAACUUUCGUUUAGCCUGGUGACUUAUUUCAAUACAUCAAAAUCAUCCCACCUUCCAUCAUGUAAACAGCCCAGAGUAUGCCCGUUCGCAGGUUAGGUGCUGGGCAUGACCUAACAUGCGAACGGGCAUACUCUGGGUACGAAAUUGCUAAUACGCCUGUUCAGGAUGCAGCGGAAAAGACCGAAAAGUGUAAUUUGAAUAACAAACACCUUGCGGCUAUUAGAACUGCAAAUUCAGAAAUCAUAUUCAGGGUUUCAAUACCUCUAUCAUUUUGAACACUAAACAGCAAAUCUAAAUAUAAAUGCCUUCAUGUAUAUCACCAGAAAGAAAUAAAGCUAUCCUUAAAAAUCCAACAUACUGAAUGUAAAUAAGCUCGUACUAAACUGAAAUCCUGAGAAGAAUCAUGCGAGCGGCAAUACAAAAUAAAGUAAAAUCGAAUCCAAAUCGAAUAAAAACAAAGAGUCGUCGAAUGCUCGAACUGAAGACAAUUUCAGAAAAAUUUUCACAUCCGACCGAAUGACAUGGAUUCAGUACUGUUUCCCCAAUAUAACUCGGCCGGGGACUGGGCACGAAAAAGCAAGAACGUCAUGUAACGUCAAGAAUAGUAAGCUGCCUCGCUACGCUAGGGAGCAAUUAAAACAAUAGGGGUGAACCACAACCGUUUACGACUAAAUUGAAUGUAUAUAUAUAAAAUAUACCUUUACUGUAAUUUCCACCCAAACAAGACUGUUCAAGGUUUUCUCGCUUUACUUAGGAGCCGAUUAUACAAGGAGAAUUUUCAACCCCGGCGUUGAACUCCGCCCUGUUGACCGGGUUGAAAUUUCAGCCCUGUCUGUAAUACAAAAGUCUAUCAAAAUCAAAUGCGCGAUUACAUGACAAAAUUUUCAACCCAGGGCCGAGUUCAACCCCGGGUUGAACUCGGCUCGAGGGUUGAACUCGGCCCUGGGUUAGUGAAAAUUUUGUAAAAAUGUCAUCGGUUCCAAACCAGGUCUGAAAUUAUUCAUGUUAUUCAUGAGUUAUGCGAGCAUGCGUGGUAGCGGUUAUUCAUUACAAGAAAACAAAAUGGAGGAUAUGGAGCCAACGCCGGGAACGCGUAGUAUUUCAACCCCGGGGUUGAAAUCGUCCAUGUAAUCGCAAAAAAUUUCAAUCCCGUUAACAAGGCUGAGUUCAACCCCAGGUUUGAAAGGUUUGCAUACUCUAAAACAUCCUGGCUAAAAAUUUCCUGGUUAAGCUAGAAUCGACCCUGUUUGCGGUAACUUAAUGUUCCUGCUUAAAUUUCCAGGUUAAUUUAACCACAGUCCUGGUUAAUUUUAUCACAGUCCUGGUUAAUUUUAUCACAGUCCUGGUUAAAUUAAUUUAAUCAUAGUCCUGGUUAAUUUAAUCACAGUCCUGAUUAAUUUAAUCAUAGUCCUGAUUAAUUUAAUCAUAGUCCUGAUUAAUUUAAUCAUAGUCCUGAUUAAUUUAAUCAUAGUCCGCAUUUGAUCAUAAUACUAUAACAUGUUAAUUUAUGCGCAUUUGAUCAUAUACUAUAACAUGUUAAUUUGCGCAAUAUAAGUAUUAAAUAUUAUUAUUAGUAUUAAUAUUUUCUAUAACUCCGAUACUAUAUAUGUUGAUAAGUAACCAUUGUUCAAAAAUUCCGCCCUAGCUAAAUCGAAAAUUUUCUUCUUGCCAAAAAACAGCAGGGAGUCACCUUUAGAGACAUGGACCUGCCUCGACCCAGGCGCUAUUGGCGCUAUGUAUUGUUCUAUAUAUGGCUUGCGUGGCCUUUGCGUGGGCCGCGUGGAUUAAUUUGAUCGACCAAAGCGCCUGGGUACGAGACAUGGAUUUUAACUGAUAUCGUACACAUCGGACGCGAUGUGUUAUCUAAAGUACAAAUGCAUCAAGUUUGCCAACUAUUUUGGCGUUUCGGUGUUAGAAAUCAGAACGAAACGUGUAUCCGAUUCACAGAAAUUGAUUAAACAUUCAUUUCUUAUAUUAUUCCUUACAGCCAUGGUAUUUCCUUAGCAAAGAAAAGUAUAGAAACAUCGUUAUCGUCGAUAUGUCUGUGGUAGCAACGGGUGCACUGCUCAACUUUGUUGUAAUCAUUGCCAUGGCUAUCGAUCCUCUGAAAAUACUUCGCAAAGGACCAUGGGUAACUAUUCUCAACCUGGCAAUUGCCGAUAUAAUUUCAUGCAUAUCGUUUUUCUUUUUAUCGGGUCAGCAGUUUUUCAUCCAAGAAAGCUUGUUAUAUUAUGACAUCACCUAUUUUGGCUGGUGUUUUGGUUCUUCCGCUUCGUUCCUAUGGUUGACAUUUCUCGCUGUACAAAUUUUCGCAAUCACAAAAUUUCCGCUCAAAAGUCGCUAUUGGUUCACCACUCUAAAAAUCGUAUUGGUUGACAUAGCAGUUUGGCUCUUCGCAUUUUUAUUGGGUUUCAGUCAGAUCACCUACGUUUUUUAUUUACCAGAAACGACGAACUUAAAAAUUUGGACAGCUCGUAUAGGCGUACUACAAAUCGCACUUGUCAUUCAAAUAGUCUUGAAUAUCCAAGUUGCGUUCGAGAUAAUUCGAAGUGGACGAAGCACUGGAAAUCCUCAAAAUGCCAAGCACAAGAAUAUCGCAAAGACUGUGAUCAUUCUUACACUGGUUCUCUUCCUCACCGCCUUUCCUUAUUUCUUACUGAAACAACUAGAGUUCUUGGCAAGACUGGGCCACUUUGAUCAAGGUAAAACAGGCGGAGUAUUGCGUUACCUCUCAUAUUGCUACGAACCAAUUGCCAUGCUAAAUUUCGCGGCUAACCCAAUUCUGUAUGCCUUACGUCUACCCGACUACAGGGAAACUUUGCUCGCUUUCGUUGGUAAAAGCAGGAGUAGUUAUCGGAGGAGAUCAACGCAGAACAUGUCGUCACAGUUAACAAACACGUUCUCUUUGAAAAGUCAAAGAGAAAGAGCCGCGUCCUAUGUCUGAAAAAAGUGACUAUGUCUGCUAAAAAAGUGAAAGGCACUCUGACUUGAAAGAGCUACCUAUGUCCUCACAACGCUAAUCAGCCGAUGUGACCAGAAAUGAUGGCAUGCUUGUUAUAUUUGUUGCAUUUUGUGUGUAGUGUUAUAAAAUCACAAUACAUGCUAUAUUUCAAAACCACCAUUGUUG